AUGUUCUGGAGUCUAUCGGUAUCACAUUCAUCCCAUACCUACACUCGUACUCAGAUAAAGGUUACACAAUGGAAUCGUAAAUUAUUACAUUUUGAAUCAGACGGCUGGAAAUCUGUUGGACAUACUAUUGAUGAACAAAAUUUACUUCAUGAUAUGUCUAUUGUCGUCGCUGCAUGGCCUGAAAAUGCUGAAGAUAAUAUAAUUACAGUGCCAUGUUUAUCAGCCGAUGGCCAUUUGCUUGUGUUAAGUGUUGGUGCAAGUCGUAUACGGUAUGGAGUAAGUCUAACUUUUAUCACAGUCUAUCCAACCGAUAUGAAAACUGUUUUACCAAAAAACAUUUCAUCUCAUCCUCUCUCGUCAAAUCAACAGAGUCUCUGGUGUAUAUUUAGUGAUGGAUCGGUGACACCUGUUUAUACUUAUGAUUCUAAAUAUUACAGUGAACGGGUAUCUCUUUUGGAUUGUCCACUUAGUCAGUUUGCUAAUGAUCAGUUAUGGAAGCUGAAUCAAACAAUACGAGUUUAUCUUGCAUCAACAACAACAAAAGAUAGAAAAAUACCUAUACUCAAAGCAUUUGUAAAAGUUCCAAUAGUUUCUAUCACUUCAUCAAAUUCUAGUCAAGAAUCUUUUACAUUAUGUACUUCACCUUUACAUAACAAAGCGAAAUAUUUAGUCCAAUGGAUCCAGUUUCAUCGACUAGUUGGAUUUAGUAAAUUCAUAAUAUAUAAUACA
Molecule: messenger RNA, 729 nt
Organism: Adineta steineri
Lineage: Eukaryota; Metazoa; Rotifera; Eurotatoria; Adinetida; Adinetidae
Source: the annotation of a GenBank genome assembly